Molecule: messenger RNA, 1278 nt
Organism: Mytilus trossulus (common blue mussel)
Lineage: Eukaryota; Metazoa; Mollusca; Bivalvia; Mytilida; Mytilidae
Exons: 1
Coding region: 1-1278 (425 amino acids)
Biological process (GO): proteolysis
Molecular function (GO): aspartic-type endopeptidase activity
Source: RefSeq, a predicted model, not a curated record
AUGAAAAACUUCUACGAUGAAAUUGAGAUACACAUUAGAGGAUUGGAGUCAUUAGGUCAAAGUGAAGACACAUAUGGAGCGUUUUUAGUGCCCAUUAUUAUGAACAAACUACCCGGUGAAAUCCGCAGAAAUCUUGCCAGACAAUAUAGAUCUACAGAUUUACAACUGAAUGAAUUACGCCGUGGAAUUUUCGAUGAACUUUAUAUUAUGGAUGCAGGCAAAACUUCAGAACAGUUAGAACACCCUACAGCUACCGCCGCCUUUCUGACAAAUACAAAUUAUAGUAAUCGAAAUAGAGGUAACAAGAAUACAAACGCAACUAACACUAAACCCAAGCCACUCUGUGCGUACUGUAAGGAGCCACACUCGUCUGUUAAUUGCACUAAAGUAUCUGAUUACAAUGGCCGGAUGUCAAUCGUGAAAAAAGAUCGUUUAUGCUUUAACUGUCUAGGACACCAUAGCUUAUCCGCAUGUAAAUCUACAAAAACUUGCAACAAGUGUCACAAACGUCAUCACACCAGCAUUUGCAAAGACAAUGUUAAAACAAAUGAAAACAACAAACCAACAGGGGAUAUAACCGUAGGCACAAUUCAACACAACGCGGAGGAACAAGACACUGUUUUACACUCGCAAUCGACAGAUCGUGUACUUUUGAAGACAGCAAUUAACCCAGUAAGUGCAGAACAUGAAAUACUUGAUGCAAAAAUAUUGUUUGACGAAGGCGCACAGCGCUCAUUUAUCACAGAGGAAUUAGCCGAAAAAUUGAAACUCAAACCUACUGGAACUGAAAGCGUUAACCUAUCCGGAUUUGGAGACAAUGCAAAUAGUACUAAAAUUCGCCAUUUGAGUACAGGAUUGGUAUAUCUCAUAACUACAGAGGGUAAACUUCCGAUUCGAGUCUUGAUCGUUCCAGAGAUCGCAGUACCGAUGAGAACCUAUGUACGCCAAGCAGCAAAACUUACAUAUUUGUCAGGAAUCAAAUUAGCUCACCCAGUAACAGCAGAUGAAAACUUUGAAAUUUCUAUUCUAAUUGGAGCUGAUUACUUCUGGUCAAUUGUUCAGAAUGAUAUUAUCCGAGGCGAAGGACCGACAGCUGUUCAAUCAAAAAUCGGAUACCUGUUGUCUGGAACGCUACAUUCACACAACUCUGACACAGAUGGAUACAAGAGGGCUUCAAUGAUGAACGUGAUGAUCGCAACAAAAACCGAUGAGUACGACUUCAUCGCCAUUCAUACUGAAUUCCGUUCUACAAAAACACUUGAGAGAGAACCGUUGUGA